Molecule: messenger RNA, 2505 nt
Organism: Drosophila sechellia
Lineage: Eukaryota; Metazoa; Arthropoda; Insecta; Diptera; Drosophilidae
Exons: 5
Coding region: 163-1449 (428 amino acids)
Source: RefSeq, a predicted model, not a curated record
ACGUCAGUUCAUUCAGAACAGUCGAAGUGCGCAGACCACUGGGAGCGAAACACCGGGAGAAACCAGGCCAGGAGUCGAAGUCGACCUCCCACCUCCAGCCAGAUCCGAAUCCUAUUUGGGACACCACCAGCCAGUGCAAGUGAAGUGCCGCUCGCCGUAAACAUGCCACGCAUCUCGUUGCCCGGCAGUAGCCUGAUGCUAGUCCUGGCACUGAUCCUGUGCCUCAGCCCUCCCAGCCGGGCGGUGCCCGCCUCCGUGCUCGCCCAGGACACGGAGCUCUCCACCAGCGCCAACCACAAGCUCCAGCAGCAGCAACAGCAGCAGCAGCAACAGCCGGCCGCAGCCAAACGCUCCGAGGAGGCGAGUGCCGUGCCCACGGCGGACAAGAAGUCGAGUCCGGAAAUUGUGCCCGCUUCCUUCAGCAACGCUCCGUCGGCCCGGAACAGCCCAGUUCCGGUCUCCAGCCAGCAGCAGCAGGUGCCGUCCGGAGUCUACGCCCUGCCCUCCAACGAGGAGAUCCUGGCCGCCGUGGCCGCCGCCGCCCAGAACAGCCAGCAGCAGCUGCAGGAGGAGCCCUCCGCCCUGGAGGAGGAGGUGGCCAGCUCCACGAUGCGCAAGCGGGGCAUCAACUACGAGUACAACCCGUACUCCGUGGCCUCCAGCGACUACGGCAGCGAUGUACCCAGUGGCGUCUGGGCCGACGACUACGAGGCCGCCGUGCCCGUCAGCUAUGGCGAGCGGGAUCUCCAGGAGAUCGAUGACUACGUGCCAGAGCGAAGAGUGAGUGGCUCGAGUGCGCGGAACAAGGCCUACGACAAUCUGCAGAAUCUCCUGAACGCCGAGGCCUACCUGGAGAGCAUUCCCCUCUCGGUGCCGCUGACCUAUGCCAAUCGGAACUACAACCUGGAUGACCGCAACAAGCGGGGCAUCUACUACAACCUGGCCACUCCCGGCGGCAAUGGGGCGAGCAGCCUGGGCAGUGGAAGUGGCUACAACGGCGAGGGUAUCAACCUCAACAAAUACCGACGAUUCAACGACAUGCGACUGAAACGCGACACCCAGCUGAACCCCGCCGACAUGCUGGCCCUGGUUGCCCUGGUGGAGGCCGGAGAACGGGCGCGCAAGGAGGGCGAUGCGGAGAGCUCCGGACCGGUGCCCAUGAUCGCCUCCGAUGACCUGGACUACGCGCCCGCCGGCAGCUGGUUCGACGUGCCCGUGCAGGCGGACUACUACGGCGCCGGAGUGCCGCUGGACAACCAGAACCAGGCGAUGCCCAAGUACGAGUACGUGCCGCGUCAGCACAAGUACAGCGGAGUCAAUAGCCGAUUCGGCUCCUCGAAGCAGCGCUACAUGGUGGCCAAGAAGAAGCGCUCGGUGAGCCAGAGCCAAUUCAUGAACGAGCCGGUGGCGGAGCGCGGAUCCGGCUACAAUGGCGAGAAGUACUUCUAAGGAUCCCGCGCGGAGAUAGUCUACGUAGCACCUAAUGAUAGCCACAGGCCCCACGAAGAGUAUUUCUCGUUUUUUGAGCAUUGAACAUAUUGAUCAUAAUCCAAGAAAGCAAAAACCAAAAUCCAAAUUCAAUUUCCAAUUCAAUUAUGGUAAAGAGCUAGGUCAACUCGUGUGCAAUUUUUGUGUAGAACUUCACUUUAAGAAGCCACUGGCGAGAAUUAAACUAAUGUGGUGCUUCAGGAACAUAAUCAAUCAGUGUCUAGGAUUUUGUCCCACGGAAUCCGCACCGAACUAAACCGAAUCUAUAUCUGCGCCACCUAAUCCCUGUAAGAAAUCGGUGUCUAUGUACAACUACUGCAAUCUGGAAUCCAGCGGAACGCAACUUGUAUCUGUAUCUACUUGUGUAAUACUUAUCGAACUAGAGGCUUCCCGACUAGUACAAAACGAGAGGAGAACGUCAACUAUGAAUAUGAAUAUAUAUGAAUAUACCUAUACCUAUAUCAAUCCUAAUCGAGCUCAGAAGCAACUAAACUCCUCUAACCGCUUUAAUUUAAUCUAAACUUGUACUAACUAAAGCCAAAUCCAAGUAUUUUGAAUGCCAUCACAUUCCGAACUACACUUUUUAUGGAUCCCCGCCGACUUGGGGACAAACGAUCUGACAAUUGAUGAGAAUUUUAAUCGUAUUUAGCGAGUAUCGCAGCUAAUAUGUUGGUAAAUUAUAUAUAUAUAACUAUACGUAUACAAUAUGCAAACAAUUUGUCGAAAAUUUUGUUAAGAAAUGGCUCAGGGCAUAAAUAUUUUAAAUAUUCUAUGCCGACGACGGAUAGGCGUAUCUUUAAUUUGAAUAAAAUUGUCUGACUGUUUUCGGUAAUAAUCAAAUAUACAUACAUAUGUGUACUAUGAAUAUGGUAAAAUAAAUUAUACUAUACAGACUUAAAUAAAAUAGCGUAUAUAUAUAUGUGUGUGUGUGUAUACAAUACAAUGCAGAUUAUAUAUAUAAACGUAUGUAAAUGAACACUCAAGUAACCUUAAUAUUAUAUAUACUUUCACUCUGAA